AUGAGCUUGAGAAGUUCAAUUGGCAAACUCCCCUCAUACCUCAAUUUCAAGAGAUUUCGAACAUCUCGAUUCACCUCUUCCACGGACUCGGAUAGGGACACUUCUAUCAAUCCUCCAAACCCAAGACACCCCAAUGCAGACAAGCGCACGGACACCGAUACUUCAGCAGUCUCUAUAUUCGAUACGACACAAUCUCAAGAGACAAAUAUGAAUGAAGUGAUAUCUGCAGGUCACAAGGGUGACCGACAAUCAAGCCACAAACAGAAAGACAGAGAAUCGAUCAUUGACGAAGCUAAAUCAUUCCUUAUUGAUACCUUGACUACCCAAAUCGUCGACAGUGCGAUCGGCGACACGAUCUGCCAAUCUACGAAUUUCGAUGAAAUGACAUCUGGAGCUAGACAACACGCAUUCAUGGGACUAAGUGAGAACUUUCGAAACCCCCUUAACAAGUCGGUAGAUCCAAUGAUCGAUUCGAUCGUUGAUCUUGCGGAAAAUUGGGAUGAAACACUCGAUUUAAAGCGGGUUCUGACUGCUGCGACGUUUCGACCUGAGGUACAUCUUGUACAAACUACUGCACGGAAGAGGUUAUAUGCGCUUGAAUAUGGUACUGAAUAUGAAGAGGCUGAAUCGAUGUUUGAGAAGAUCACGAGGAGGACGAAUGGUAGUUUUGGUGAUUGUUGUCUUUUACAGGAGGCUGUAGAAGAAUUACUUGAGGAGGGGAUGGAGGCAUAUCCCAGGGUGGAUAAACAUGGACUGGGGCUUUAUGAUGAUGAGAGUAAAGUAGCUUAA
Molecule: messenger RNA, 789 nt
Organism: Kwoniella botswanensis
Lineage: Eukaryota; Fungi; Basidiomycota; Tremellomycetes; Tremellales; Cryptococcaceae
Exons: 1
Coding region: 1-789 (262 amino acids)
Source: RefSeq, a predicted model, not a curated record